AUGUCGCUCAUAGCCACAGCCUCGCUGCGGCCACUUGGCUUCCAGUGCCUGCAGGCGUCGCGUCUCGGCGUCAUCUCACUCACCCUACAGUCGCGUUCAUCGAAUCUCAAUGUUCGCGCCAUAGUGUCUCUCCCUCAGCAACGUCGAUUGUACUCGGACCAGCACGAUGGCAACCACCACGAGGGUCGUCGACAACCGCCCAUGCCCAGGCUCACAUUCCGCCAGUUCCUAGGGCGCGUCUUGACAGUCAGCUUUCGCAAUGCGGCGCACGUGUCAAACAAGCAAAAGAUACGCACCUUCUUCCGGGGGAACCCCGUUGCCUUUGCUGCCCUCAUAGUCCUGACCGUCGUUACGUUCGCACUCGUGACAAGUCAGCUCUACCUCUUUUACAAGACUUUCUUCAACCCGCAGAUUAGUCGCUACCCAGAGCCGGUCGCCACUUCACUGCGUCGGGCCAUCUACUACACCACCAUAACCCCCGAUCCUGAGCGCGCGCUCAAGUUCUACCGGCGCGCCAUGGCGCAGACGAGACAGCUGAACAUGGACAUUUGGUCAGACGAAGUCCUGGGCAUCAGGAUCAUGGUGGCCUUCUGGCUGGAGAAGCAGGGCAACUUUGGGCAGAGUAUCGAGGUCCUCGAGAACAUCAGCAAAGAAUGCCUCGAGUGGAUUGGCGAAAUGGAGAAGAACUCGGACAAGAUUGACGACAAGGGCUAUCUUAAGGACGCGCCCAGGCCAUCCCUACUCCCCGAGGGAACAGACACCUCCAAGAUGUACCUCGCCCAGAACGAGGACGCGCCUGAAACCAUGUGGCGCCGACGCGAAAGACUCCUGCAGAAAGCCAUCUCCACGUCUGUCAAGCUCGGUGAGCUGUACGCUUCGCAGCAUGUCCUGGACCCCGAUGCUUCACAUGAGCACCUCGUUUACGCCGUCGAGUCGACGCUCAAGGAGUUCCGUCGCCGGCGAGAGAGCGGUACUACCCCGCGACCGGGCGAAACAAGCUGGAUGACACCGACCGAGGUUGGCGCAAUGAUGGAGUCACUGGGGCGAAACUAUGAGAAAAAGGGCGAAUUCCAUCUUGCCAUUCCGCUCUUCUUUCAAGGCUUGCGGAACUGCGAUAGCCCCUGCCACAGGGCUGUCAUUAUGAACAAUCUCGCUGCGUGUUUUGCCCAGCACCCCCUCUACUCCCCCACCGAAUCGUCACUGAGCGAGACCGAGUCUCUGAAGACCAUUUUCGAUUCAAGCAUGCCCAACACCAGGAAGGACUGUCUCGAGGCCGCAGCCAACUGGGCCAAGAAUGCCUACGUCCAUGCCAAGGACGUCAAGGGUGAUGACAAGACGGAUGAAUGCGAUGAAGCGUGUGCCGUUGCACUAUGCAACUGGGGCGAUGUGGCAGCCAUGCAAGGGAAGAAGGAACUCGCUAAGAAGAAGUAUACCCAAAGCAUCGACCUGUGCAAGAAGCUUGAUUUCAAGACAGGGUCUCGCCAAGCUCAGGAAGGAUUAAGGAGACUGAAUGCCAGUAAAUAG
Emericellopsis cladophorae is the source of this 1524-nucleotide messenger RNA. RefSeq lists its product as uncharacterized. Gene Ontology annotation, biological process: protein quality control for misfolded or incompletely synthesized proteins. Gene Ontology annotation, molecular function: misfolded protein binding. The transcript has 2 exons. Bases 1 to 1524 code for a protein of 507 amino acids. The record is from RefSeq and is a predicted model, not a curated record. Lineage: Eukaryota; Fungi; Ascomycota; Sordariomycetes; Hypocreales; Bionectriaceae. Gene Ontology annotation, cellular component: i-AAA complex.